Molecule: messenger RNA, 2785 nt
Organism: Syngnathus typhle (broad-nosed pipefish)
Lineage: Eukaryota; Metazoa; Chordata; Actinopteri; Syngnathiformes; Syngnathidae
Product: Na(+)/H(+) exchange regulatory cofactor NHE-RF2-like
Exons: 6
Coding region: 373-1587 (404 amino acids)
Biological process (GO): protein localization to plasma membrane
Cellular component (GO): apical plasma membrane
Molecular function (GO): protein-membrane adaptor activity; signaling receptor binding
Source: RefSeq, a predicted model, not a curated record
CACCUCCUCCUCAACUUCCUCCUCCUCCUGUGUGGCUCAAACAGCAGGGAACGCCCCCCUGACGAGAACAAUUAAGAAUUACGCGUGAGAAGGAGUUUUCUAAUCUCUGAUAAUACUCUCCCAUGGACGGACAUCAUUUUUUACGCUUCGCAUGUUUGGUGCCGGAUUUAGUUUGCACGAUGGGUGAAGCAUUCAUUAGUUUUAGCCUAGUUUUCAUCUGCACUUUGGACAAUUGCGGCUCUUAAUGGAGCACAUGAUGCGUAAUGAUGAUGAUCUUUUGCGCACUCGUGAUGGAUUACCUGUGACUCCCCACAGUGCACCUGUUUAAUCUCCGCAGACUCCUGAAUUUGUGCGCGCUUUUGACUCGCUGGAAUGGAGCGCGAUCCAAGGCCCAGGGUUUGCUACCUGGUCAAAACAGAACACGGGUAUGGCUUCCAUUUGCACGGCGAGAAGAAUAAAGGUGGACAGUUUAUCCGGAAAGUUGAGCCCGGCUCGUCGGCUGACCAUGGCGGACUGAGACCCGGGGAUCGAGUGGUGGAGGUGAACGGGGAGAAUGUGGAGAACGACAGCCAUAGUCAGGUGGUGGAGCGGAUUCGAGAGGUACCUCAUCGCACCAGACUAUUAGUAGUGGACCGAGACACAGAUGAUUACCUUCACAGCUGUGGUCUAGCUUGCACAGAAGAUUUGGCCAUUGAGAUGGGGACCCUUUCCCCGCGUCUCUCACCAUCAACUUCACCCUUACCUCGGGAGACUUUGCCCAAGUCCCCUAAACAUGACCACACGCUUGUUGCUGCAAACUCGCCCACUAUUUUGGUCUCACCAGGCAAAGUGAAGAGGUCUUCUGUGACAUCAAGUACUGUGACAGACACAGAGCUACAGAUUGAGGCCUCUCCAGAGCCGUCAACUGAGCUCCUCCCUCGCCUGUGUCAUUUGGUUAAGGGGGAAACGGGCUACGGCUUCAACCUGCACAGCAAUAAGGCAAAGGGCGGACAAUUUGUACGCUCGGUCGACCCGCAUUCACCUGCAGAGAGGGCAGACGUCCGCCCAGGAGACCGACUGGUGGAGGUCAAUGGAGUGAACAUUGAGAGUCUGAAGCACUCUGAUGUGGUGGCGUUCAUAAAAGCAGAAGAACGAGAAGUGCGCCUCCUCCUUGUCGACCAAGAGACAGAUGAGCUUUUCCACAGACUUGGGAUCACACCCACAGCACGCCAUGUGUACAUGGAUGAAUCAGCUACCGAGCCUGCCUCAUCUGCCCCUUCUCCGACCUCCACCGAAACGCCAAUCAUUCAUGUCACACUGACAGACGCCGCUAUCACAAACAUGUCCCCUAAACAGAGGGCCAAUGGGAGUUACGCAUCCCAGUCCUCGACCAGCUCUACCACUCAAUCAGAGCUCAGUAGCUCUGACAUGAGUUUCCAGGUCCCUGAUGAGGAUGACUCGAGGGUUUUGGACCCUUUCAUGGAGAGCGGCCUGCGUUUGAGUCCUACAGCGGCUGAGGCCAAACAAAAGGUUCUCGCUCGACGCAACAAAAAAAGGGCGCCCCCUAUGGAUUGGAGCAAGAAACAAGAGAUCUUCAGCAACUUCUGAUGCUACAGUGCAAGAGGAACGCUUAAUACAAGCAUAAUUUGUGACAUAAAUGUUAUUCAGUACUUUGCUAAUGCAUGAGCAAGGACAAAGUGAUGCAAGCAAGUACCAGACACUAACAUAGUGAUAUUUUGGACCAAGAAAUAUAUAAUGUAUUGAGGAUUCAUUUCAAUUUGAGGAUUCAAGAAGAGGCUACAAGAGUUUAGAAAUAUCCUGCAGUCAGCCCUCAUUGAUCCUCUUUUAAGUAUGCCCAACAGGCAGGAUGAGGUCAAGGGAUGAUGGUGGCAACACCAUGAGUUGUUCUCUCGUUAACCUGUUGCACAAUAUAUUUUCAUGGGGUGUUUGCUUGAAAAUUAUUUGACCACAAAAGGCAAUGAAUGCUCAGUUAUGACAGCCACAUCUCACUUUCCAUGUUCCACCCUAAUAAUUCAUGUUUCAGUUCCCAUUGAAAACACUUUUCCUUGUGAUAAAUGUGGCUGAAAUACAACUAAGCCUUUGCAAUAGUCUGCAUCAGGGUCUUGGAAUAUUCAAGACACCAGAGAUAUCAAGAACUUCCUUGCUGCUCAUCCCUGGCUCUUAUCGAUACACUUUCAUCAGAACAAACCCGUUUCCUCUCUGAGUCACAUGCAAAAAAAACAGUGCAAUAAUUUUUAAAUGUUCAAGAUUUUCUAAGUAAGGCUAUUUUGUGACUUUCAUUUGCUUUUCCUUUUCCCUCAUUAAGCAUUAAAAAAUGUGACUCAUCUCAAAUGUGGAGCAUCUUAAACCCGUAGCUCACCGAGACGCGAGUGUUUAUGCAUAUAGUAAAUGUUGGCUGUUUGUCAGGGUUCCUAAAUGGUUGCAAACAAUUGUAAACGGUUGCAACAAGAAAAACAGUUGGCAAAUGUCUGGCCAUACUCUUUGCAACUGGGACCUUAAAAUCUGACAAAAAAACCCAACAUUCAGGCCAGGCACAAACCUCUGCUGCUCUUUGAGUUACACACUUUGAUGAUCAUUGUAGUCAUAGUAAUAUUUGAGUUACUCUGGGAAAUGUAUACUCUGUAUGCAUGUACUGCAUAUUACAUAUAGCAGCUGUUUUCAACUUUUUGAACUUGUGAUUUUAUCUGCAUGUCUGAUUCAGCUGUAGUAACCAGAUUCCAGUAUUUCUGUUUUGAGAGUAUUUUUGAUUGAAUCACAUUUGAAUAAUGACUAUGCAGUAACCUGA